GUAGUUAAUUUACUCAACGAACUAUAUGGGAAUUUUGAUGCAAUCAUUGAGGAACACAGCGCGUAUAAGGUAGAGUCUAUUGGUGACGGAUACCUUUGCGUGUCAGGACUUCCUGCCAGGAAUGGUCAUCAGCAUAUCAAGGAAAUUGUAGAGAUGUCACUCAGCUUUAUGAAUUAUUGCGAAAACUUCAGAAUAGCGUCUCUUCCUCGAGAAAGGGUUCAACUACGCAUUGGAAUUAACAGUGGUCCUUGUGUAGCAGGUGUUGUGGGAUUAACCAUGCCACGCUACUGCCUUUUUGGCGACACGGUUAACACGGCUUCGAGAAUGGAAAGUAAUGGAAAGGCAGGAAAAAUCCAUCUCAGUGGCAACUCAUUCACAUUGUUGGAACGUCAUUAUGCUGGAGUUUACGAUACUGAAAGUCGUGGAGAUGUAAUAAUAAAGGGAAAGGGAGUAAUGGAAACGUACUGGGUCCAUGGACGUAGUGCAGGAAAAAUCCAUCUCAGUGGCAACUCAUUCACGUUGUUGGAACGUCAUUAUGCCGGAGUUUACGAUACUGAAAGUCGUGGAGAUGUAAUAAUAAAGGGAAAGGGAGUAAUGGAAACCUACUGGGUUCAUGGACGUCGUGGAGAGCAAAUGAGAGCUUAUCAAAAGGCUGAAGAUCUCGAAGAAGAUGAAGAGAAACCAACUAUCGAGAGGACUGCGCCCAAGACCAAUGACGAGAAUGCUCUUGCUCAGCUCGAUAAUCCCCUCUAUAGGGAGUAUAAACUCCAAAACACCUUAUAA
This is a messenger RNA of Strongylus vulgaris, 783 nucleotides long. NCBI's taxonomy places the organism in Eukaryota, Metazoa, Nematoda, Chromadorea, Rhabditida, Strongylidae. The record is from the annotation of a GenBank genome assembly.